Messenger RNA from Ochlerotatus camptorhynchus, 799 nucleotides. RefSeq lists its product as uncharacterized. The record is from RefSeq and is a predicted model, not a curated record. The transcript is spliced from 3 exons. The coding region runs from base 7 to 681 and encodes 224 amino acids. Lineage: Eukaryota; Metazoa; Arthropoda; Insecta; Diptera; Culicidae.
GCAACAAUGUCCAGCUGCUAUCGAUCGGUAUGUUCCGGUCGGCAGAACGUGCCACCAUUGCAGCAACUACAGAGGCCGUCAUCAAAUGAGCAUCAAUUAACUCUGACCGCCUGGGCCGGGUUUGAGAACGGUGGCUUCCUGCAUCAGUUCGAGACACGAUUGAAUAGUUCAUGGCGGACAGCUCAGUUCAUCAAGUGGUACGCUGUACUGAUCAACGUUGUCGAAGCGUGUUUUGCCAUACAUGAGAUGAUGGAACGGAAGCGAAAUAAGGAUAUCGGAAAUGGAGCGGGAGGAGGUGGGCUUUUCGGAUUUGUCGGCAGAAACAUGCACCUGAUGAUGGAGAUGGUCAUGUUACAGUCUAACGGGCUCGCUAUUUAUGGAUUAUGGAAGCCAAACAGUAGUCUUCUGCUGCCCUACAUUGUGCUGCACAUCGUCACACUGCUGUUGGAGUUGAACUAUUUCAUAACUCGGACCGCACUCGGUUGGACUUGGAACAGGCAGAAGCAAUCCACGGUGGCUUCAAGUGGACCAUCUCCACGGCCGUCAACAUCAGCCUGGACGCCGGAGCAUGGCACAACGUCGCUGUCGAUGCUGGUUUUUGUUGCGUUUAAUUUGCUGAUAAUGAUCGGAGCAAAAUUUGCCACCACACUGGAUGCUGCAUCAGCCGGCGAUGGCAGCUAGAAUAUGUCCUGUACGUGACCGGGAAGCUUGGACGCUAUUUUUGUGCGCCUACUUUACUAUGCAGUGCUGUCGAGUUGUUUCCACCGACGAUGACCGGAAGCACGAACCAAGCACCAUA